Messenger RNA from Oppia nitens, 1524 nucleotides. RefSeq lists its product as uncharacterized. The transcript has 2 exons. The coding region runs from base 208 to 1524 and encodes 438 amino acids. Lineage: Eukaryota; Metazoa; Arthropoda; Arachnida; Sarcoptiformes; Oppiidae. The record is from RefSeq and is a predicted model, not a curated record.
AUUUGUUUAAUUGUUGAGUUUAUAAAACAUUUUUUAAUAAUUAAUUUUAAUAAACACUAUUUUAAGGUUUAAAGGGAUUAGAAAUUUUGAAAAUCAUAUUUUGAAAAUGUAUUUCCGUUUUUAUAUAUUCAAUCGAUAACUGACUUACAGUUAAGGUAUGUGUGCUUUGAAUGUGAAGAUAAAUAACUGAAGACAACAACAACACUAAUGAGGGACUCGUUUGAUCGCUUCGGCGAUGAUUUAGUCGAACUAUUGUUGUCGUCGAUGAAGACUACAAUUGAAGACAAAUUCAAAUUACAAUUAGUAUCAAAACAGUGGCAAAGAUUGAUAUUCAAUGGACAGACAGACAUCCAGAUUGACUUAUAUUAUCAUAAUUAUAGUCAAACUGUUAAGUUGUUUGCGGCGAUUAUCCUAAAGUGUCCAAACAUUAAAACACUGGCCAUUUCUUACCACUACUAUAAUAUGGUUUCGCAAAACAAUAGAAUUGAUAGCCUAUUGGUAAAACUUUGUCGGUAUUUGCGUCACUUAAGUCUUCAAUCAAAAUGUAUGGAAAGCCUGAUUAUCGACCGAUUAUUGGCCGCAUUUGGACGUCAAUUGAAGACAUUAAAGUUGAAUGAAUUUAUAGUAGACAAUCAUCGGGUGAUGAUUAACUAUGUCAUACAGUAUUGUCCGCAACUCAACAAACUUGUUAUCAACGAUAGAAAUAUCAAUAAUUUUAUAGAUUUUCGACACUAUUUUACUGACGACACGGGAGUAAACUGUAUUUUGUCGACAAUUAAACUAAAGUCGAUUACAUUUGAAUUGUCAACUGAAUGUCAGUCACUGUUUGAUAAGUUUGCCGCAAAUUAUGCCAACCAAUUGACAUCACUGGACAUUGUCAUCAAUUUUCAUAACAAAACAGUUAUCCCGUUAUUUGUUAAGUCCUUAACACAGUUCUGUCAAUUAAGACGAUUACGAUUAAAAUGUAUACUAUUUUAUGACAUACUUAUCGAUAAUUUAAUAAUUAAUGGAUUUAGCGGUUGGUGUUUGAAAUUGAAAAGUUUAUCAAUUGUUGCAAACUUUCAAACGAUCAGUGAUUAUCAAUGCAUUCAAUUGAUGGACUCAUUGGGCAAAGAUCUCAAACAAUUGAAACGAUUGGCCAUUGAUUGUCAUGUUUUGACUAAAUACGGCAAAAUACCAAAACUAACGAGUAAUUCAUUAAUACAAAUGAAACAAUUGACACAUUUGUCGCUGAAUUUAGAAAAGAUUUAUUUUUGCGAUCAAUUUUUCCACAAUAUUGUCAAACAUUUACCGCGACUUCAAUUGAUUGACAUAACUAAUGCAGACAUCACCCGCCGGUCACUGCAAUCACUGUCCCGAUUGCGUAAAUUGAAAUCCGUACGAAUAGCCAGUUGUCGUAACCGUGUUAUCGCUGACCAAUUGAUUAUCGAUGAUCUGAUUACGGCUAAAUCGAUGGUCACCAAUGUUUGCAUAACGUAUAUAACUAAACUCAUUAGAUUAUUAUCCGGGGUCAAUUACCAGUGA